AUGGCGCAAGUGCUUAUUAACACUCUAUUCGUCAGGCUCCCAGCUUCCUACUUGCUGGGAAUUGCCCUUGUUAUCAUUCUGAUAUCUUUAUUCAAGAUCGUGUCUCGCAAGACCAACGGAAGUAGCUCAUCAGCCAAUAUUGGCUUAUUUGACAUCGAUGGCGGACAAGAGAUAGAGCCCUUGAAGAACUUUGAAUGGAGCAAGACCGAGCCUGUCAAGCAGCGCCCUUUCAAGCCAAUCUGGCACAUGACUAUGGGCCUUCAGGACGUACCGCCUUCAGAGUAUAUUCAAAUAGACAAAGAUUAUUUGGAACGAAUUCGCAUGCGUCAACGUAUAAUUGAAGAUUAUUCAGAUACCGUGAUAGCUUUUAAUGACGCAGCUCAACCAGCAAUCAGGGAAUUCUAUACUUGGCUCAUGACCAAAUAUCUACCGUCACGUUUCCCUACAAUGUUCAUUCUUUUGCAUUCUGAACAAAAAGAUGGAAAAUCUUGUCCUAAACUACAAAAUACUGUCACGGGUGCUAUUCAUCCAACACAGCCACCGCAGGAUCUGAGACAGGCCCUCAGUAUCCUUGGUGAAAUGGUUGAAGAAGAUUUCAUGUUUUUAGUUCCAUCGGGACAGGGAGAUUCGACGACAUUUUCCUUACAAGGGGUCGUUGCUUGCUUCCCAAGUAGCUGGAGCCCAAAAGAGAAGUGUGGGAUGAGUCUUCGAGACAUCCACGCACCAGUCCCACGAUACAAGGAAAAGAUGGCUAUGAGCCUCGAUCGCGUACUGAGCAAGCUCAAGAAACCUGGGAAGAUAUACAUGAGGCAGAAUUGGGCAGUGACAACAAGCAACAAUCUAUUUGCUCCUGGUGGGCAGUUCCACCUCUAUGAAGAUAACCAAGUCGAAGAAGAAACGGUUGAAAUAUCUACAACUUGUGUCCGGUCCGAAAGACAGAGUUUCCGUUUUCUCCCUGAAUCGAAAACCAUAGUUUUCUCCUUCCAUUCUUAUCAAUAUCCACUAUCUCAAAUCAAGGAAGAAGGAUUAGGAGAAGUGCUGGCAGAAGCCAUUGACGGGCUUAAAAAGGGGUCUGUUCCUGAGAUUCAUUAUUACAAGCGUGCGCCUAUAUGGGCUGAACAAGUCAAAUCUUAUCUGAGAAGUUGA
Messenger RNA from Penicillium taxi, 1146 nucleotides. RefSeq names its product heme-dependent oxidative N-demethylase family protein. The record is from RefSeq and is a predicted model, not a curated record. Lineage: Eukaryota; Fungi; Ascomycota; Eurotiomycetes; Eurotiales; Aspergillaceae. The transcript is spliced from 5 exons. The coding region runs from base 1 to 1146 and encodes 381 amino acids.